AUGGCUACUUUUGCCCCUACUGUAAUUGAGUUUAUUGAGAAUUGUAUUAAAAUCACGGUGCAUAUCGCGUAUGAUAAAAAACUUUAUUUACACCCAGGGAGAACCCGCACGCGUACGGCCCGGCGGAAUCCGGGCCGGACGCGUGGACGUUUCUGGAAGGAAUUUCGUAGAAAUAAAGGAGAGAGGGUGACGGGCGCUGCGGGGAAAAAGGGGGGGAGAAGACGACUCGGCCGACCCUCACCACGGAACGGCACGCUCCCCAAAACCGCCUCCCCCAUUUCACUGACAACAGACCACGAGUCCGGCACGAAGAAGGCGGACUCAGAGGACUGUGAUCGCGGAGGCACGGAAAUAGCAUUUGCGAUGGCUUUGUAUUCAGGUUCUAUCGAGAUAUUAGGGUUCUUCCAAUUUUUAAAUUUACCCCUUUUUUUCUCAUCUUUUCCAUUCUCGACAUCUGUUGGAAACUGUAAUGUACGUAUUUUACAGUUCUCCCACGUUGGCGACAGAUUCGCUGUUCAAGAGGAUCUGAAAACAAGUGGGACUACUCAAAUGUACCUCGUAAUUACCCCCCGAAUUUGGUGA
This is a messenger RNA of Chondrus crispus (carragheen), 582 nucleotides long. RefSeq lists its product as hypothetical. The transcript has a single exon. Bases 1 to 582 code for a protein of 193 amino acids. NCBI's taxonomy places the organism in Eukaryota, Rhodophyta, Florideophyceae, Gigartinales, Gigartinaceae. The record is from RefSeq and is a predicted model, not a curated record.